CACACACACACACACACACACUUUCGCUCUUUGUCAUUUACCUCCAUUUAUUGCUCAGGCCCGCUGAGUGACAAAGCGAAGCGCGUCUUUCGAAAUGAUUACAAAGCUAGACAGUGUGCUUUUGCCUCGAAAAAAGUUCAUCUUCCAUUACAAGAACAUGCGCUGGGCAAGAGGCCGGCAUGAGACAUACCUCUGCUUCGUAGUGAAGAGGCGAGUGGGGCCAGACUCCUUAACUUUUGACUUUGGACACCUCCGCAAUCGCAAUGGCUGCCAUGUAGAGCUGCUGUUCAUGCGCUACCUGGGAGCCUUGUGCCCUGGUUUGUGGGGGCAGGGAGGCCCCGGAGAGAAAAGGCUCAGUUACUCCAUCACCUGGUUCUGCUCCUGGUCUCCCUGCGUCAACUGCUCCGUCACACUGUCCCAGUUCCUCAGCAAAACGCCCAAUCUCCGCCUCAGGAUCUUCGUCUCUCGCCUUUACUUCUGUGACAUGGAGAACAGCCGUGAAAGAGAUGGACUAAGAAUGCUGAAAAAAGCUGGCGUGCAGAUCUCAGUCAUGAGUUACAAAGACUACUUCUAUUGCUGGCAGACCUUUGUGGAUCGGAAGCAGGGCAAGUUCAAGGCCUGGGAUGAGAUGCACCAAAACUCUGUUCGCCUUACCAGAAAACUCAGCCGCAUCCUCCAGCCUAGUGAAACAGAAGAUUUAAGGGAUGCCUUCAAGCUUCUUGGACUGUGAAACAUACCUGUGAACCUCCUCUGGAGUUAGUAUUAAGUCUAUUAUUAAGCCUUUAGACAAAAAGACAUGUUGGUGUUGGUCCAUCACUACAACUGCUAAACUGAGAAUGAGAAAAACUGAGAAAAAUAGCUUUCAAGUUGUGCCAAGGCUUGCACCGUUAGGUAGCUGCUGCUUGCUGUUUCUGUAGCAUUAUGUGAAAUAAAGCAAUGAGAUAAUGUC
This is a messenger RNA of Sebastes umbrosus (honeycomb rockfish), 949 nucleotides long. It is a transcript of the gene aicda, whose product is annotated as activation-induced cytidine deaminase. Bases 95 to 730 code for a protein of 211 amino acids. Lineage: Eukaryota; Metazoa; Chordata; Actinopteri; Perciformes; Sebastidae. Gene Ontology annotation, cellular component: cytoplasm; nucleus. The transcript has 5 exons. Gene Ontology annotation, molecular function: RNA binding; cytidine deaminase activity; zinc ion binding. The record is from RefSeq and is a predicted model, not a curated record. Gene Ontology annotation, biological process: cytidine to uridine editing.